AUUAGAUUCCAAAAUCAGGCUUGCUUCACCCAACUAAACAGUCUUUAUUGUCAAAGCGUUUUAUUAAGCUACCUAUGCGCGUCAAUCUUGGAAUAUUGAUAUUACUAGUAGCUAACAAAUAUUAUUAACUAUGUUUAGAACGGAUAGAUAGGUUGCUCUUGAGUUAAUCUCAGGUGAUUAGAGAACUUCACAGAAAACUGGAUAAACACAUGCAACACCACGCACAGGUACUGCAGCAGGGAGCACUGUCUGUCUGAGCUAAUAAUGUUAGCAAGUCCGCUAGCUAGCUACCAAGCUUGCCAGAGCCGAGCCUUCAAACAAACGGUAGUCUAAUCGAAUCAGUGCAUUAAUGACUUAACGAUUCAUAAUAUUUAUUGUGGCGUGCUAGCAAAGUACAUUGCUACACAACACAAGGGAAACAUGGCUUGCUACAAACAACUGUAGAAAUGCUUUAUUCAAUUAUUUAACUCUAGCUGUGAUAGGGAACAAGGAAAUUGCUACAUUUGAUCGCCGGUGGUGAUAUAAGGACAGUUGGACAUCUGUUUUCUAAUGUGUGUUCGCUGAUUAGUUUCUGCAGAAUGCGUUGCAGCGUUACACUGGCCUGGGGCGAGUGACAUUGCGGUUGCAUAUGACCGCGUGAAAAGUGUUCGGUGUCAUAGAAACCAUCCUCUGUCGAAAGAGGGGUGACCUGUGCAAUAUUUCAAAUGGAGAAUGGAGACUGGCGAUAUAUGAUGACUGAUCCAGUAAUGCUGAACGUGGGAGGCUGUUUGUACACCACGUCCCUGUCAACCCUACAGCGCUACCCUGAUUCCAUGCUGGGUGCCAUGUUCCGUGGAGACUUCCCCACCACCAGGGACGCCAAGGGACACUACUUCAUCGACCGAGACGGCCCACUCUUCCGCUACGUACUCAACUUUCUCCGCACCUCCGAGCUGACGUUGCCCUUCGACUUCAAGGAAAUGGAGCUUCUCCGCAAAGAGGCCGACUUCUACCAGAUCGAGCCUCUUAUCCAGUGUCUGGGGGACACCAAGCCCCUCUACCCUUUAGACACCUUCGAAGAGGUGGUGGAGCUCUCCAGCACCCGCAAGCUAUCCAAGUACUCCAACCCCGUGGCGGUGAUCAUCACCCAGGUCACCAUCACCACCAAGGUGCACGCUCUUCUGGAGGGGAUUUCCAACAGCUUCACCAAGUGGAACAAACACAUGAUGGACACCAGGGACUUCCAGGUGUCCUUCACCUUCGGGCCGUGCGACUACCACCAGGAGGUGUCUCUGAGGGUGCACCUGGUGGAGUACAUCUCCAAGCAGGGCUUCACCAUCAGAAACACGCGCGUGCACCACAUGAGCGAGCGGGCCAACGAGAACACCGUGGAGCACCACUGGACGUUCUGUCGGCUGGCGCGCAAGGUGGACGACUAGACUGGCUGACCGAUUAGUGUCGGGGGGACACAAACAGCUGGGACACACACGCAUGCCUCAGACGUUCAAAUACACCUGUCUGGCACACACAUGUACUAUGUCUACGUGUCAUCAGGGUUUCCCGCAGAAAAUGUGUUGGUUAAGGUGGGAGGGUGGGGUUUGCCGGCGGAGCGCGGGGGACGUUUUUCCUCCAAUGCGUUUUUCCUCCAAUGCGUUUUUCCUCCAAUGCGUUCUGCAGAGAAGGGAGACUGGUGUUUGUCACGGUUUGGAAUGGAGGGGAGAAAACAGGAGUAACACGGCAGAUAUUGCUCAUUAAAAUUAAAAAAUGUUUUACAACGUAGUUAAGGCGGCAGGCGUGUGUUGCUUAGGUGGCCGCCUUAACUGCAAAGUGCUGCGGGAAACCCUGGUGUCAUUGUAGUAGUAGUGCCAAUACCCAAAUAACAUUCUAUACCUCUACAGUUUAGAUGUAGGAGAACUAAUCAGUGUGGUGAAAACUCUUUCAUGGGGAAAUAUGUACCAUACUGGAUAUUUCUAUGAUCACUGACAGGUUUUCCGUGGGAAUUGGAACAUAGUGUCAAUUUGACCUUCAACAAGUGGGUCCUAGCUUGAACUUGACUGCAUGUGGUACGUGAUGAUAAUGAUUAUUACACGUACAGUAAUUAUUGAAUGCCUUUUUUUCCCUUCUAAAUCCCUUAAGGGCUGAAAUUAUACUAUUUUCCCUUUCAUCAAAUUACGAAGAACAAGAAUUAAGUCCAAAACAUUUAUUAAGUGUGUAGUGUAAAGAUUUCUCUCUUUAUUGGGUAAAAUAUGUUAAGCUCAAAACACAGUAUGGCUGUAAACCAAUGUUUCUAGUAGGAUUACAUUCUCUUUGUCAGUCCAUAGAGUUCUAUAUCAGUUGAUAGGCCAAUAAGUAAUUUAAAUAAAUAUAAAAUCAAUGUUUCCUGUGAAUGGUUGUGAAGUGCUGGACUGAUGUUUAAGGUGAAAUACUGUGUAACAUAUGUUCAACUCAACUGUAAUACAUAUCGGUCGGACUCAUUGUUUUUGUCCUUGUAAACAACUUGUAUAGGACCAUUCAGGGACUAAUACUGAGAACAGCAUAGCCUUAUCCUGAUAAUGCAUUGUAUCUGACUCCUCAAAGUAGGUCCAAUGUGUAACUUCAUCUAUCCCUAUUUAAAAUAAAGUCUUAAAUGGU
Hypomesus transpacificus is the source of this 2610-nucleotide messenger RNA. RefSeq names its product potassium channel tetramerization domain containing 6a (gene kctd6a). Gene Ontology annotation, molecular function: protein binding. Gene Ontology annotation, biological process: protein homooligomerization. The record is from RefSeq and is a predicted model, not a curated record. Bases 705 to 1418 code for a protein of 237 amino acids. NCBI's taxonomy places the organism in Eukaryota, Metazoa, Chordata, Actinopteri, Osmeriformes, Osmeridae. The transcript is spliced from 2 exons.